AUGCGGAAGAAGGCGGACCCGCAGAGGGCAGCAGAUACUGACUGCACAGUUGUCGCGGCGCCAAAAUGGCGGUACGUGCAGUGCAACAUCAAGGGGAUGCUGGCGAAAAGGGAAGAACAACGGGCCAACGGGUCGGCAGCGGCGGCAAAGACGAAGCAGACGGCGGGACGGACAGGCCGGGACAACAUGGAGGAUGGGAUCUCGGGCGACAGUCGCAAGGCGUCGUCGAGCGACAAGAACCACAUCACGCUGCGCAGCCGGCGCAUGCGCACGUCUGGAAGUAGCGAAAGCAGUGGACUUUUGGGCGGCCGUCUCUUGGCCGGCAACGAGCCGCCCGUAUCCACAAUGUUCCCCGUGACAGCUGUCACUCAAAGUGCCGCUUCGGACGUCGAGCAGCCGCAUGGCGCCUCGGCGUGCGACAAACGGCGCCAGUCCGCGGAGGAGGGGCUGAGCGUGUACAAGCGGCGCCGCAUGAGCUCCUUGCCGCCCGCCACGCACCCGCUCGCCUCGCUGCCCACCAAUGCCGUUAGGGUUAGCUCCGCUGCUCCGCCCGGCGGGGAACAGAGCGCGGGAAGCACGGUGAGCACGGCUGGCGCGGACGCAAAGGCGGAGUGGAGCAGCGGAGAGAGGGAAGCCGGCAGUAGAGACGCGCCUUCUGCGUCUGGCUUGUGCGCGCAAGAGCCUCAGACGCAGGGACAGGCGGACCCACAGGCAUGCGCACAGGCGUGCGAUGGUCGGCAGGCAAACGGGGAGUGGAUGGAGGCCGUUGAUCCCGCUGGUCCCGCGGUACUGGAGGUCGAGGUGGCGGGCGAGGUGGCGGUGGCGCUGCACCGCGUGCCCCCCCGCGCGCAGCCACCCGCGCGGCUUCUGCACCCGCCGGUGGCCUUUGAGAGCUCUGAAGAGCCAGCGUCCCUUCGCCCUGCUGUGUGCGUGGUGGAAGCGGGAGGGGGCGCGGAGGUAGCGGCCGUGGCGGUGCUUGCGGGGAGUCCCGUGGCGGGGCAGACAGGCAGCCCGCACGACUCGAGCCACGAGCGCGCGGACGGGGACUCGCUGGGGUGCGGCUCUGACUGCACCAUCUGCUUCCGCGCGUCAGGGGAAGGGGAGGCAGCUGCUGUGGUGCAGAGGUGUGAGGGGGACGCUGUUGACACACGCGCUGGAGGCGAAGUGGGCGGAGACAAGGAGAGUGGGGACAAGGGGAGGGACGCCGAUGGUGGGGACAAGGAGAGCGGUGGCACGGACGGCAGUGGGAAGGAUGGGGGUGCGAAGGUCGCGGCUACCAUGCCAGGGCCGAAUGGGGUCAUUCCCCAGGGGCCAGGCUCAUGUGGGCAAGCCUCCACUUCCCUGCCCGCCUUGUCCCCCCUUGCUCCCUUGCCCGACUCCCCUUCCCUUGCCCAUACCGGUUCAGGCGCACCCAAACCCGCGGGCGAGGCUGGCAGCCCGUGCGAAGCGGGCAGCCCUUGGGAAAUACCAGGGGCGGGCGGGCAGCAGAGGAGCGAGGGCAAGGGGGAGGGGGACGAGAAGGGCGGGUUGGAGGGGGGCGUGGGAGGGGUGCAGGCGAGUCAAGGGGUGGUGGCUGAGAAGGCUGAGGGCGUUUGUGGGGAGGUGAUGGAUACGCACGAGCAGAUGGGUGGGGAGACAGGAGACAGUGGGACCAGAGGAGUCACGACAGAGGACGAGAAGAAGGUUGUAGUGAGGGAAAGCGCUCUGAAAGACUUGGGCUCGGACGAGGCUGAAAUGAAAGUGCACGAGGCUGCUUUGGUGGCCAAGGCAGAAGGAAGUGACGAUGCUGGGGGAGACACAGGCAAGGCGAGCGUCGGCAGCAGAGAGAAGAAGGUUGGCAGCAGCGGUGGUGUGAAGAGAGAAGAUGAGGUGACGGUGAAGGCGGAGCGAUCAGGGAGUGAGGAUGGCGUAUUAAUGGAGGGGGAGGGCAGAGCAAUAAGAGGGAGUGGGAGUGAGGGAGGAGGGGCGGCGGCCAUGCUGGUGGAUGAUCCCGAGGAGGACGACCUCGCUUGCAGCAAGCGCCGCCUCUUCCCCGAUGCCCCCUCUCUCCCCGCUCCGCCUGCUGCCGCCCCCCGCCCUCCUCUUCCUCCUCUUCCCCACCUUGCCCCUGCAACGACUGUACCUGCAGUGGCAGCAGCGCGGGUACAGGUGAAGUGCGAGGCAGGUGAGAGCGAGGGUGUGCCUGUGAAACGGGUGGUCGUGACUCAUGCCGCUGCACCUGCCGCUGCCAAGGCUGCUGCCCAUGCACGGCUGGACAAGAAGGGGGAGCAGCAGGUGCGGGAUGAAGCGGAAGGAGGGGCAGCAGCAGCAGCAGCAGCAGCAGGGCAGAGUGAGAAGAGCCGGCUGACGCCAAAGCGGCGGCGGCUGAUAGAGAGCUACGUGUACUGGCCGCUGGACGAGCGGUGGUACGCGGGGCUGGUGUACGCGUAUGACGCGCGCACGGGCAAGCACCAGGUGCGGUACGACGAGAAGGAGAGCGAGUGGCUGCGCAUGUCUGCUGAACGCAUCAAGCUGCACCUCCCCCGCCACGACCCCCUCCUCGCUCUCUGCCCCACCCCCCCUCCCCCUGCUGCUGCUUCUGCUCCCCCCCCUGCUGCUGCUGCUGCUGCUGCUGCGGCUGCUACGUGUGCCAUGGCCCCCCUGGUGGAGGAUUGUGGGAAGGAGGAGGGCAGCAGGGAUGGCGGCGAGCCAGGGUGUGAGAGAGAGGAGGAGCAGGGGAGGGAGGAGGAAGGGGAGGACGAACGAAGCGGGGACGAGGGGGAGGAGGAUGAGGACGAGGAGGGGGGAGUGGAGUUGGUUGGGGAGGGAGGGAAGGCGGCAAAGGGUGGCAAGGGGAGGGGGUGGAGGGGCAGGCGGGGAUGGCAGGGGCGGGGGCAGGGCGGGCGCGAGCUGGCGGAGCUGGCAGCGAGCAUGGCGCGCGACAUGGACCCUGCGCGCGCUGCUGUGCUGGCCGCCGCCGCCAUGCUCUCCUCCUCCACCCGCACUGCGCCCAGAGACCACAGGGCCGCGGACCAGGGGGGCGCGCCCAAGGGCAAGGCGGAGGGAACGGGGGCGGGUGUAGGGGCGGGGGCAGGGGCUGGGGCAGGGGGGGGGGCACUGGAGGAGCUGAAGCUGGGGCGAUUUGGCGCCAAGGAGCUCGUGUGGGCUCGCGUCAAGGGUGAGCAUGGCUGGGGCGUGAACGGGGGGCACCCAGCAUGGCCGGCCAUGGUGUUGGACCCAACAGUGGCGGAGCGCGUGGGGCUGCGGGCAGUGAGGGAGGGCGGGGCGGGGGAGGUGCUGGUGCACUUCUUUGGCUCCUACGAGUGCAGCAUCGUCGCUGCCUCUGCCGCCUGCCCCUUCCUGCUGGGUCUCGCCAAGGGGCUGCACAACAAGAGCAAGGCCGCCUGCUUCAAAACAGCGCUCCAUGAAGUCGAAAGGUUCCUUCUGGUGGAGGAGCUGCCGGCGAAAAUGGCGUUCCUGCACGGGUCGGGGUCGGAGGAGGGCAGCGAGGAGGGCAGUGAGGAGGAGUCGGGCAGCGAUGGGAGCAGCGGGGAGGGCAGCGAGGGGGCGAGCGAGGAGGGCAGCGAGCGGCAGAGUGGCAGCGGGGAGGGCAGCCAGAGCAGUGGCAAGGAGGGGAAGGGGACAGCAGAGGUGGAGGAGGGGGAGGGGCAUGGGCACAAGGGGUCGAGGGCGGCAGGCAGCGGCGCGGGCAAGAGUGGGGUGGAGGUGGGGGGACGGGCAGCAGUGGUGGCAUGCAAGGUGGUGGAUGGGCGUGGUGUGGGGCAGGCGGGAGCGAGUUCAGGGGGGUGUGGGGAGGCAGAUGGGGAGGGGGAGGGGAAGGGUUUGGAGGCGAGGAGGAGUGGGGGGCAGGCAGUGGGGUCGGAUGCGGUGAUGGGGGGUGACUCCGCCACCACUGCCACGUCCCCGCCGUCCCUGCCCCUGCACAUCGGCUCCCUCACCCUGCUCUCCCUUGGUGCGCCCCCCUCCUCGCCCCUUUUUCUCAUUCGCUUCCUCCGAGCAGCUUCACCCCACUCCUCCCAUGCAUGUGCCCCAACCCAACCCAACCCAACCCUUGCGAAGCCACCUUUGCAGUUAGUGCCUGCCAUUGCUGCCCGCAUCCCGCGUGCCAUGCACCCAGCCACCCAUACCCUUGUCCAUCCACAGUCUCCUUGGCCCUCAUGCUGCCCUGUCCCACAACCGCCAAACCUCCCACACCUCCCCCUUCCCCCCGUGCCCACAGGGCGGGUGCUGCCGGGCGAGCCUGGCUUCCACACGGCGCAGCACAUCUACCCUGUCGGCUACAAGGCUGUGCGCCCCUUCCCCUCCGCCCAAGACCCGCGUGUGGCGGUGAAUCACGUCAUGGAGAUCCUUCACCAGGCGCCCCCUCCUCCUCCUCCCCCUCCUCCUCCGCCCCCCACUGCUGCUGCACCAGCGCCAGCAGCAGCGCCAUUUGUGCCCUCGGGGGAAGGGGCAUGGCGGCGCCCACAGCUGCGCCAGACACCACAGCGCAUGCAGCAGCAGCAGCCCAAGGGGGCCAAGAAGCCACAGCAGAAGAAGCAGCCGCCUGGCGCCUCCGGGACUGCUGGAAACACCCCAGUGCCCGGUGGUCCAAUCUUCCGAGUCACCCCGGAAGGCUCUGAUCCGGUGGAGGGUCCAUCGCCUGGCGAGUGCUGGCGCAUCAUCCAGAGGCGCGUGGCGGAGGCCAAGCGCCUGCUGCUGCAGCACCUGCACCCGCCCAGCACAGGCGCAGGGGAAGGGGCAGGCGCAGGUGCAGGGGCAGUUACGGGGGCAGGGACAGGGGGUGGAGGCAUGGGGGGAGGGGAAGGGAGGGCGCAGAGGGGCGGGCCGAUGAUGGUGCCGCUGUCGGUGCUGCUGCAGCGAGGCGAGAGCAGCAGUGGCGCCACGCUGCGUGCUGGGGCAGAGGCAGAGGGGGGCGGUGGUGGCAGGGGAGGCGCGGAGGCAGAGGGGGGUGAUGGUAGCCGGGCAGGGGCGGAAGCAGAGGCAGGAGGGGGUGAUGGGGGCAAAGCAGGUGCAGAGGCGGAGGAGCAAGAGAGAAUAGGAGCGGUAACGAGUGGUGGGGCAGGGAGGGAUGGUGGGGGCGGGGGAAGAGAGGGCGCUGUGGGGCAGGGAGGGGCGGAGGCGGAAGCAAUGGAGGUGGAUGGGGGCGGAGAGGACGAGAGGGGGGGCGCAGCAGCAGGCGUCCAAGGGGCCUCGGCCCAGCGGGGGAUGCCUGCAGGGGACCCUCUCCGGUGGGCCUUCCCCCCCGCCUCUGCAGCGCGCCCCCUCGCCGCCUCCCCCUCAUCCGCGCCCCUACUCACCCCCUCCCCCCUGCGGCCGCCGUGUCAGGCGCUGCCAGCACAAGGGGGAGGAGUGGGGGCAGCGCAUGGCAGUGGCAGCCCGCGGUGUGGGGGCGAGUGUGGCGGGGUGAGUGGGGGGUGGGGUGGCAGCGGUGGCAGCUGUGGCAGCGGGGGCAGCAGGGGCAGCGGGCGGUGUGGGGCAUGGCUGCCGUCACACCACGUGCGGUCGGGGGCACAGAUGUUCGGCCUCACACAUCCGCGCGUGGCGCAGCUCAUUCAGGGUCUGCCCAACGCCAGCCACUGCCAGCAGUUCAGUGCGUGGGUCAACGCCCCUCGCCCCGCGUCUGCUUCCAACACUGCGGACGCCAGCAGGGGCGAGAGGGCGCGGCAGGCCAGUGCGCCAGCGAAGCAGCAGGGGGAGGCGGCGCAGGGGGUGCGGGCGGGGGCUGUGGUGGUGAAGGAGUCGCGGCUGCCGGCGGGGUUCAAAGCGGUGGAAUACCGGCAGGCGUCCCUCGACCGUUGUGAUGUGUGCUGCCUCUCCGAGGUCAGUGCGUGCGCGGGGGAAGGGGGGUGCUUCUUCAAGGAGUACGAGGACGACCAGCUGCUGCAGUGCGACAGCUGUCGCAUCAUGGUCCACAUGGCAUGCUACGGCGUCAGAGAGCCGCCAGAUGGCGGGCUGUGGCUGUGCGACGUGUGCAGCAAGCACGAGCGGCAGGGCAAGCGCGAUGCCAAGCCCCUCUGCUGCCUCUGCCCUGUGCAAGGAGGGGCUAUGAAGCGGACGGUGCAUGGGCUGUGGGCGCACCUGGCAUGCUCUCUCUGGAUCCCAGAGACGUCGUUUGUGAACAUCAAGCGCAUGGAGCCCGUCACUGGCUUUGAUGACAUCCCCAAGGCGCGGUGGCAGCUGCGGUGUUGUGUGUGCCGCAUCCCCCACGGGGCGUGCAUCCAGUGUGCGGCAGGGCAGUGCUACACCGCCUUCCACCCGCUCUGUGCCAAACUUAAGGGCUACCCCAUGCUGACAUUGGACAUGAGUCAGGAGAGCAUGGACAGCAAGUCACCUGUCCCGUUGCUCGUCUCCCCCGUGCGCCCCUCGUGUGGGCAGACAUUGGACAUGAGUGAGGAGAGCAUGGACAGCAAGUCACCUGUCCCGUUGCUCGUCUCCCCUGUGCGCCCCUCGUGUGGGCAGACAUUGGACAUGAGUGAGGAGAGCAUGGACAGCAAGUCACCUGUCCCGUUGCUCGUCUCCCCCGUGCGCCCCUCGUGUGGGCAGACAUUGGACAUGAGUGAGGAGAGCAUGGACAGCAAGUCACCUGUCCCGUUGCUCGUCUCCCCCGUGCGCCCCUCGUGUGGGCAGACAUUGGACAUGAGUGAGGAGAGCAUGGAGCGCAGCCGACUGCAUGGCACGGUGGUGGGGUCCGUGGCUAUGAUCUGCUUCUGCCCGCGCCACCGCGCCCGCGCCAAAGCCCUCCACGCCACGCCCUCCCUUCCCCCCCACCCCUCCGCGCCCUCCCCCUCCCCCGAACCCACCGCCGCUGCUGCUCCCCCUCGCCCGCCCUCCCCCACCUCCGCGCCAGCCACAUCUGCUGCUGCUGCGGCCUCCCCCGCUCCCUCCGACCCACCCCCCAAAGUGCUCCCCAUGUCGCAGCUGCUCUGCCAUCCGCCCCCCUCAACCCCCUCUUCCCCUGCCGCCACCCCUGCUGCUCUGGGCAGUGGGCUGGCAGAGAGGGGGAGAGAAGGGAUGGGAGGGAGCGAAUGUGACAGAGAAGAGGGAGGUGGGGGUAGGGAGGGUGCGAGGGAGAAUGGGGGCAGCGGUGGUGCGAGGGCAGGGAAAGAGGGGAAAGGAGGGGAGAAUGAGGGUGGCAGUGGGAGUGGCAGCGAGAGUGGGUGGAGUGAGAGCAGUGGAACCGGAGGGGGUAGCAGCGAGGGCGGGUGUGAGAUGGACAGCAGCCGGCGGGAUGCACCGCUCGGUGGCAGGGCGGGCGGAGAGAGAGUGCUGUGCGCUCGAACAGAGCCCUUUGACGCACGCAUACGAAGGGGGCGCAGGGAGCCGGACGCGGUGGCGGCCUUUUUGGCGAAGCGGUCGUUUCUGGAGAACGUGCCCUUCGCCAUCUGCGGCCGCCGCCAGGAGCAGCGCCGCGUGCACGGCCCCUCUGUGGUGGAGGCGGUGCGAGCACACAUGCAGCACGCUGCCUCCCACCCCGCCCAGGAGCAAGGUGCAGAGGACGAGCACGUGGGCGUGGUGGGGGAGGGGCAUGGCAGGGCAGGGCAGCAGGAGGUGUGCCGUGAUGCUGAAGGCGUGAGGGACGUGGGGCCGGGGGGUGGUGUGCAUGUGAGCAGGCUGCGGCGGUUGCUGCACUCGGGGCUGGUCGGCGGCGUGGACGGGCAGGAGGGGCAGGCGGGCAGCGGGGAGGGCGAGGUGCGGUCGAUGUCGGACCGCUUCCGCCGCAUGAAGUCCACCCAGCAGCAGCGCCUCGCCUUCGGCAAGUCAGCCAUACAUGGGUGGGGUGUGUUCGCCAAGACGCCUCAUCGGGCUGGAGACAUGAUCAUAGAGUACGGAGGCGAGGUGGUGCGGCCAGUGGUGGCAGACUUGAGGGAGAGGCGCUGCUACGACUCACUCGUGGGAGCGGGCACGUACAUGUUCAGAAUCGACAGCAAGCGAGUGGUGGAUGCCACCAAGGCGGGCACCAUAGCGCACCUCAUCAACCACUCCUGCAACCCCAACUGCUACUCGAGGGUGGUGCAGGCGAGUGCGGAGGAGCGCAUUGUCAUCUUUGCCCGCCGGGACAUCAUGGCUGGCGAGGAACUCACCUACGACUACAGGUUUGACUCGCAGGACGAGCAGCUGGCGUGCAACUGUGGCAGCAGCGGGUGCCGUGGCGUGGUGAACAUUCUGAGGGGCGACGAUGAUGAUGCGGAUGGCGACGUGGCCAUGUGGGCCCCUCGCAGCGAGCUGCUGCCCUGGCAGCCCCCCACCGCCCCCCUGUGA
Closterium sp. Naga37s-1 is the source of this 8259-nucleotide messenger RNA. The record is from the annotation of a GenBank genome assembly. NCBI's taxonomy places the organism in Eukaryota, Viridiplantae, Streptophyta, Zygnematophyceae, Desmidiales, Closteriaceae.